GCGUGGCCGGCACUGGUUGCGCAUCAGCCUUCCUGGUCGGGCCGAGCGCAGCCUUGGGGUUCGGGGUAGCCAUGGGGCAGAUCGAGUGGGCCAUGUGGGCCAACGAGCAGGCGCUGGCGGCCGGGCUCAUCAUGCUGACAGGCGGGAUCGUGGCCGUGGCAGGGCAGUUCAAGGGCUGGUACUUCGCAGCAUAUGCCAUCGCUGCAGGUGUCCUGGUCUGCCUGCUUGAGUACCCCAGGAGCAAGAGGAAGAAGGGCUCCACCAUGGAGAGGUGUGGCCAGAGGUACCUGACAGCGGUGGUGAAGCUCUUUGGACCCCUCACAAGGAAUUACUACAUCCGAGCCGUGCUGCACGCUGCCCUGGCCGUCCCUGCCGGCUUCCUGCUGUCCACCAUCCUGGGCACCGUCUGCUUGGGCAUCGCCAGUGGCAUCUACCUGCUGGCUGCAGUGCGUGGGGAGGAGUGGAGCCCCAUAGAGCAGCAGCCCCGGGAGCGGCCCCAUGUGUGGGGCACCCUCAAGCAGCCCCCCAGCAACCCCCCCCCACGGCCCCCCCAGGAUGCCCGUAGGAAGCAGGCGGCAGAAGGGGGGGGUCAGGUGAACCCCAUCCCUGUGGAGGCUGAGUGAUGGAUGGGGGGGACCCCCUGAUGCUGCUGCUGCUGCUGCUCAUGCUUCCCAAUGUACUGCGGCUGCUGGGGGGGAAUGGGGUGCUCGGCUCAUGGGGAUCUUCAGAUCCAUAGGGAUGCUCGGUUCCUAUGGGGUCCACAGCUCCUUGGGAUCUCCAAAUCCAUGACGAUCAUCAGUUCUCCCUGGGAUUCCUGGGGAGUCCCCAGAUCCAUAGGGAUGCUCAGCUCCUAUGGGGUCUUUAGGUCCCAGGGGCUCCCAUCUCCUGUGGAUCCUCACAUCCCAAGAGAUGCUCAGCUCAAUGAGGCAUCUCGAGCUUCCACAGGCUCCCCAAAUCCUAAGGGAUGCUCAGUUCCAUGUGGGGUCUCCAGAUCCGGGGGCUGCCCAUCCCCUGUGGAUCCCCAAAUCCAGGGAUGCUCAACUCAAUGAGGCAUCUCCAGCUUCCAGGGGCUCCCCAUCUCUUGGGGGUCCCCACAUCCACAGGGAUGCUCAGCUCCAUGAGGGAUCUCCAGGUCCCAUAGGCUCCCCAGGUCCCCAUAUCCCUGGUGAUCAUCAGUUCCCCCUUGGCUCCCCACUAUCCCAAAUCCCCACUGAUGCUCAGCUCCCUGAGGGGUCCAGCUCUCCAAGCACCCCCCAGUUCUCCGGGAUCCCCAGAUCCCUAUGGAACACCAGCUUCCCAUGAGAUCCCCAUCUCCCCAUGAUGGGGAUCAGCAGCUCCACUCCACACUUGGCUCUUGCUGCUUGUUGUCACUUGUGCAGCUGCAAUAAAGGGAUAAACACG
Melopsittacus undulatus (budgerigar) is the source of this 1401-nucleotide messenger RNA. It is a transcript of the gene CYBA, whose product is annotated as cytochrome b-245 alpha chain. The transcript is spliced from 6 exons. The record is from RefSeq and is a predicted model, not a curated record. Lineage: Eukaryota; Metazoa; Chordata; Aves; Psittaciformes; Psittaculidae. The coding region runs from base 72 to 623 and encodes 183 amino acids. Gene Ontology annotation, molecular function: heme binding.